Lactuca saligna is the source of this 705-nucleotide messenger RNA. The record is from the annotation of a GenBank genome assembly. NCBI's taxonomy places the organism in Eukaryota, Viridiplantae, Streptophyta, Magnoliopsida, Asterales, Asteraceae.
AUGACACGCGCUGAUAGACGACGCGCAUUUGUACGUGCCCUAGAAAAUAAUGUGGCUCAUCCAGGCAAAAUUGCAAUUGGGGGACAUUCUUACGGGGCGUUUAUGACUGUAAAUUUGUUGGCGCAUGCCCCUCAUCUUUUCAGUUGUGGCAUUGCUUGUUGGUUUAAUCCAGAGGGAAAAGGAAGUUACUGUAGGCAUCCUGAGAUUGGUCUUUGUUGUGGUUGGAGAUCAUGGGUUGACUGCUCUAUGGAUUACUUUGUAAACCUAAUUGAAAUUUCAUUAGAGAUGCUUGCUGGUGUGAGUUUGGCAGAAGAAGGCAUCCUGACAUUUGUCUUUGCUGUUGUUUAUUUGUCAUUGAAUAAAGGUGGAAAUGAUAAUGAUGUAUCAUCUGCAUCAAGGCUUCUGUCAUUGGGCACCCAUUUCUCUAAAAAAAUGAUAUGUAGAUAUGGAUCAUUGCAGCAUAUUGGAAGACACACUAAUGUUGCUGCUGUCUUUGGUCAAGGUGGGAAUAAAAACUUAUACAAUGAAAAGAUUGCAGGAGAGGCUAAAGACAGAUAUGUGGGACCCACUUAUACUCUCACUUGCACCACAUAUGCACAAACACCACACGACACCGACAACCACCACAGGACACUAGAAACCACCACUGUCGACCAACAACCACCACCAGCAGAUUCCAACAUCACCACCAUCCAUCGAUUCUAG